Messenger RNA from Seriola dumerili (greater amberjack), 8580 nucleotides. It is a transcript of the gene setd1a, whose product is annotated as SET domain containing 1A. Gene Ontology annotation, cellular component: Set1C/COMPASS complex. Lineage: Eukaryota; Metazoa; Chordata; Actinopteri; Carangiformes; Carangidae. The transcript is spliced from 21 exons. The record is from RefSeq and is a predicted model, not a curated record. Bases 45 to 6704 code for a protein of 2219 amino acids. Gene Ontology annotation, molecular function: protein binding; RNA binding; histone H3K4 methyltransferase activity.
CGGGCAGUAGCUCUCGAAGAGGUGGGGUCUGAGUUUAUGCGAACAUGGAGCAAAACAAUUGUAGGAUGGAUCCAGACAGUGGGGCAGAAACACAAAAGGCUGUCAGUUUGCAGUGGAAGAGCUACAAACUCGUCCAGGACCCUGCUAUUAGACGGGUUGCACAGAAAAUCUACAGAUAUGAUGGAGUGCAUUUCAGUGUGCCAGACUCUGGAUUUCCUCCUGUGGGUGAACUGCGGGACCCUAGACCCCGGAGGCUAUGGUCUAGGUAUACAGAACUGUCCCUGCCAGUGCCGAAGUUUAAGCUUGAUGAGUUCUAUGUGGGUCCCAUACCCCUCAAAGAGGUGACCUUUGCUAGACUCAAUGACAACAUCAAGGAGCCCUUCUUGGCAGAAAUGUGUGCCAAGUUUGGUGAGGUGGAGGAGAUGGAGAUCUUGUUUCAUCCCAAAACCAGGAAGCAUUUGGGCCUGGCCAGGGUGUUGUUCACCAGUACCAGAGGAGCCAAGGACACAGUGAAGCAUCUGCACAACACCUCUGUCAUGGGCAACAUCAUUCAUGCUCAACUGGAUAUAAAGGGCCAGCAGAGGCAGAAGUAUUAUGACCUGAUAGUAAAUGGGUCCUACACUCCUCAGACAGUGCCCCUGGGAGGCAAGGCUUUGACAGACAGGCUCCAGCCUCAGGCCCCAACACAGCCGCAGCCUGACACGUCAUCAGAAAUCAGGAGGAGGCUCUCUAGUGAGCUUGUGGUUUUGGCAGCAGGGGUACAGGCCCUCACAUCAGGAAGCAUUACCCCUUGCUCUGUGGACACUGGCUUCAGUGAGCAGCGUCUGGACACGCCCCCCUCUUCCAUGGCAGGCCCUUACACCCCAGGCUCCUCUGCGUCGUCUCAGGGUGGUGGAGGAACACCUUAUAGCUCUAGAUCUGGGACUCCUUUCUCACAAGACUCGGGCUAUACCGGUGGCAGGCAUACUGGCUACAACACUGGCACUUUGGGCAGCGGCUACCCUCCCCAGGACAUGUUACCUUCCUCCUCCUCCUCCUCUGCAGUCUCAUCUACUGUUGGAGGAUACAAAGUGUCUCGCUAUUCUGAGGAUGCACAGGAACCUUCAGUGUAUCAUCGAGGUCGCCCUAUGUACCCCCCAGCCACAUCAUACCGUCCCAAUGAGCCACCGUGCUAUCCCCCAUACCCAAAUGUUGGGGGACCUGGGCCACACAUGGCACACCACUCCUCAAUGCCUCCACCACCCCUUGCCACCCAAUAUGAACAGCCUCCAAUGUCAGACAGGGACCGGGACCGUGACAGAGACUCAGGGGGGCGCUACGGGCCAGGGGGGAUUGGCUCCAGAAGGUCAUCUUACCACCACCAGCAGGACACAAACUCUUCCUCAAAGUACCAUUCCCAUCACUCUCAUCAUCACUCAGAUCGCAGGGAUGACAGGGGGUACCGGCGAGACAGUUUGGGCUCCCGGUCAGGUGAUCAUAGCCACCAGAGACACCGCAACCACCACCAUUCUCAUAACCACCAUGGCAGCAGCAGCCGCAGGAGGAGCAGCCAUGACCGGGACAGAGACAGAGAUCGAGACAGAGACCGAGAUAGAGACAGGGACAGAGACAGUGACUACUCCAACAGCUCUGACCCCAGAUACAAUUCCAACUCCUACCGCUCUUCCUCCAACAGCAUGUCUCCCCCCCCCUCCUCUUACUCUGCAUACUCUUCCUCUAAAGAGCCUGUCCCAGCCCCUCCUCAGGGAUUGGACGUUUCCACCCGUCAAGGGGGAACAAACCUGGCAGAGAGAGGCUCUCUGCCCUCGGUUGGUGCUGACAAAGACUAUCAUGCUGGUCACCACAGUGCUCUGCCUCCACCUCCACCCCCGCCACCGCCCCUUCCACCAGCCUCUGUAAUAGCAGCGGCUGUAGCUGAGACACUUGGAACAAUGGAUUUCAGCCAGGAUAGUCCGGCCAGAGAAGAGCAGUGGACAAAGCCCAAACGCCGUCCCAGCACUCCACCCGCACCUCCGAAAACGCCCCCGCCUUCCUCCCCUCCCCACCCCUCAAUCACUUCCUCCUCUACCUCGCCUUCCUCCACCUCACUCCCCCAUCACCUCCCCUCUUCCUCCAGCUCCCCACCGCCUCCCCAACGUGACUCUUCUUCACCAGAGCCAGAUUCCACCAAUGAGAGUUUACCGUUUGUCUACCACAGCAGCAGCCUUGACUCUCGAAUUGAGAUGCUCCUAAAGGAACAGAAGGCUAAAUUUUCUUUCCUUGCCUCUGAUGAGGAAGAUGAGGAAGAUAGGAAAGAGGAAAAGCAGAGGGGCACACGUGGGGACAGAGGAGACCGACGAGGUGGGUCAGGUGAUGUAACAGUGGAGCACACAGGUGGUAAUCAGGUGGGCGACAAUGGGGAUAAGGACCACAGGAGGAAAGGCGAAAGAGACAGAGAUGGGCACAGAGGAAGGAAACGGGGAAAGGGAGGAGAGGGUAGGAAGAGUCCCACUGUACUUAAUGCAGCCACACCAUCCUCUUCCACGUAUUCUCCGCACAUCCCACCACCAGAGGAACCCCAGCCCCAGAUUGGCAUCGCUGGCCCUGGAGCUUUGCAGGAGGAAUCUUCACAGGCUGGAUCUGCUGAUACACGGAGCAGGAUAGGAGCACACACGCCACCUUAUAAUGGGCAGAGUCAGUCCUCCCCUCAUUCCUCAGGGGAAGACAUGGAGAUAUCAGAUGAGGAGGAGGAGGAGACCCCCAUAACAACAGUGACCACCCACCAGCCCUCAGUCACCUCAGGUUCCUCACCCACUUCAUCCCAGGCUGCGAUACCUUCACAAACAGCUGACCCUUCAUCUUCACCCCCACCCAUCUCUGACUCUGCACAGCACUUUGGCACCUCCAUGCACCCUCCCAUGCCCUCCUACCCUCCUCAUUUGCCUCCUCCUCCUCCCCCUGGUUAUUCCCUCCAGCCCCCGCCUCCUCCAGGGAUCCCUCCCAUUCCCCACAUGGAGCUGCACCCUGAGUAUCCUCCUCCCAUGCCCCACCACAUGUAUGACUAUGCCACCUCCAUGGAGCUGAUGAACCAGUACAGUGGUGGGGCUCCUAUGUCCUUCCAAAUGCAGACCCACAUGCUUAGUCGUCUACACCAGCUGCGCAUGUCGUCAUCCAACGGCACCCCAGGCCCUGGUGAGGCGGCCACUGCUGACUAUACCUCCUACCAUCUCCACUCUAUGCCGCCACCCCACACACACCACCCUUACAUGGACCAAGAGGGGAGCGGGGCAGGCGCUCAUUACGACCAGGACCACCGCUACAUGCCCCCUCACAUGCCCUACCCCUACCCUGACCCCCACAGCACUCAGAUACCUCCCCCUCCACACCAUGGCAUCCCGCCUCCCCAUACGGCCUGGCCGCCGCAUGUCUUACCACCACACUACCCCUCUUACAUGCCACCACCUGGCUAUGGCACCAUGCUGCCCGGGGAUGGAGACGAGUACAGGGCUCCAGGGGAGCAGAUGCCCAUGCUGGCUGAGAAUCCACAUGAGGCCACAGUGCAGAUGGUCCUGGCCACUCUGAUCCAGGAAAUGAAAAACAUCAUGCAGAGGGACCUAAACCGCAAGAUGGUGGAGAACGUUGCCUUUGCCACCUUUGAUGAGUGGUGGGAGAGGAAAGAGACCAAGGCCAAGCCUUUCCAGACAAUGGUCAGAGGGGUGUCUGCCUUACGGGAUGAUGAGAAAAAAGAGGAAAAGGUCAAUCGCCCGCGGGAGCCUCUCACAUCUCUUGUGGAUUGGGCAAAGAGUGGUGGCAUGGAGGGCUUUGCUCUCCGAGGAGCAUUAAGACUACCUUCCUUCAAGGUGAAGAGGAAAGAACCUCAGGAGCUUGGAGAGGGAGACAUGAAAAGGCCACGACCUUCAACCCCACCUGAUGAGGAUGAUGAAGCUGCUGAUGGGAGAAUGCCAGAAGCGGACAGGCACGGAGCUGAAAGGGACAACAAGAGGAGAAAAAAGAAGCCAAGAAAUCGUAAACCCUGGGAGCUCGACAGUGAGGGAGAGGAGACGUCAGAUGGAUCCUCAACCGAAAAGGAGGAUGAGGAGGAAGAAGAAAGUGAAAAGGAGUCUGAUGAUGAUGCCCUUAGCGCUGAUAGUGAUGAUGAGAGUCUCUCCUCAUCCUCUGAGGGCUCUUCCUCUUCAGCAUCCUCAUCUUCGUCUUCCUCUGAGGAUGAGGAUGAAGAGGAAGGAGAGAGGGCCGAGAGUGAAGGACCAGACACCAUGGAUGAGUCAACCAUGGACAGCACAACAGAGAAAGAUCACAGGGGAAAUAACGCGACUGCUCUUCCAAAGGCAGAAGUCAAAACAGGUGAAGCCAAGGACAGCAAGACAGGUGCAACAACAGCACCUACCAAGCGGGCUCCAUCACCACCAUACCCGCGUCCUUCCUCCCCUAUUGUUCUUGUGCCCCCUCUCAAGAAACGCAGGAAAACAGUCUCGUUCUCCACAGAUGAGAAUGACAGCAAAACACAGCUGUCAACUGCACCACUAUCCCCAUCUCCCUCACAAGUGGCGGGUGAAUCUCCCCUCCUCUCUCCUGGCAGGCCACCAGACUUCCCUGUCACUACUGCCUCAUCUCGUCCCACUCAGGGCAUCCAGCUGCUCCCCUUUGCUUCAAAACCAGGUGAAGGCAAUGCCCUCAUUGUGCCCCCACCUGGACGAACUCAAGAUUCUGAUGAAUCCAAAAAGGGACCUCCUGUCUCUCCCCAGACCACCCCUGUCAAAUCCCCUAGCAAAAGGGGUGCAGGCAAAGACUCCCCCAAAUCUCCUGCCCCUCCUGUCAUGGUGUGCCGCACUGUGCAGAACCUGCCGUUGGAUCAUGCUUCUAUGUGCAGGAUGGCUUUUGAGGAGGCCCCUCCUCCACCUCCUGUUAAUAAACGGUCCAGAGGCAGACCUCGAACGACCAGCCUGUCUGCCUCGUCCUGUCACUCCCUCAGAGAGGAAGAUGAGGAUGAGGAAGAAAGUGAGCAGAGGUUAAGGCUCAGGGAGCAGCUGGGGGCAUCCAGCCUCCUGCAGCUGGCCUCAGCCUCAACCACUGACCUGUCUGUGCUGGCUGAUGUAGCCUUGAAAAUGGACCCUGAUGCAGGGGACUCAGAGGAGACGGAGACAUCUGAUGAGGCAGAGGAGCAGAAGAUGGAAGAAGAUCUUUUCUCCCCAGAGUCACUGGCCCUGGUUAUGAGCCCAGAGGGUGUAGUUGUCUUUAUGGAGCACAACUACUGCAAACCCCCUGUUGUCUCAGUGCCACCCAGUACCAAAAGGACUUCCUCCAGACAAGACUCUUCUGUCUUGCUGCCAGCAGACCUCAACACCAUUUCUGGGGUGCUUGAGGCACCAGAGGAGGUCAUUGGAGAGGCACUACCAUCCAGGGGAGAUACAGGAGAAUAUUUGUCUGCAGUGGGAGAGCCUUGUGAAUCUGAGGAUGUGGGCCAGGCUGCAGCUGUGCAUCCAUCAUCAAAGAAGAAGAGCAUGAUUCCCAAAGGUUUUGAACUCGAUAAGGACGAGAGCAAAAAGAGGAGAAGAAAAGACAAAGAAAACCUUGAGGUUCAUCACACAAAAAAACAGGAGCAGCCAGGCAAGAAACAGAAGAAACGGAAACUAGAGGACUCAGACUUUGAGGAAGAUGUGGAUGUGGAGGAGCUUGAGUCUGGGGAACUUUCCAGCUCAGACACAGAGGAUGAGGUGGUGAGGAAGAGUGAGCGCCUCUUUUUGCAGGAGGCAGGGGUAACGUCGUCCCAGCGUUGGCCAAAACCUGUUCCAGCACCUGAGCCUCCAGCCAUGAAGUUUGACAACCGUAGUGAGUUUGAGCAGAUGACCAUCCUGUAUGACAUCUGGAACUCUGGUCUGGAUGGUGAAGACUUGAUGUUACUGAAGAAGACUUAUGAGAAGCUGCUACAGGAUGACCACAGCUCUGAUUGGCUCAAUGAUACUCACUGGGUCAACCACACUAUAACCAAUUUGCCGAACCCUCGGCGUAAGAAGAAGAACGCAGAUGGACAGCUUCGUGAGCAUGUGACUGGUUGUGCAAGGAGCGAGGGGUACUACGCCAUCAGCCGGAAGGAGAAGGACGUCUAUCUGGACCUGGACCUCCCCGAGCAGGUCAUACGGGAAGUGGAGAAUGUCGACACCUCGGGAGUGAACCGGGUGCUAUCAGAGAGACGUUCUGAGCAGCGCCGACUCCUCACCGUCAUCGGCACCACGGCUGUCAUGGACUCCGACCUGCUGAAACUCAACCAGCUUAAGUUCCGUAAGAAGAAGCUUCGUUUUGGACGCAGCAGGAUCCACGAGUGGGGCCUGUUUGCCAUGGAGCCCAUUGCUGCUGAUGAGAUGGUCAUCGAGUAUGUGGGUCAAAACAUCAGACAGAUGGUGGCUGACAAUCGAGAGAAGCGGUACGCGCAGCAGGGCAUUGGGAGCAGCUACUUGUUCAGAGUGGACCACGACACAAUUAUAGAUGCCACCAAGUGUGGUAACCUGGCACGAUUCAUCAACCACUGCUGCACUCCAAACUGCUACGCUAAGGUUAUCACCAUAGAGUCCCAGAAAAAGAUUGUGAUCUACUCAAAGCAGGCCAUUGCUGUCAACGAAGAAAUCACCUACGACUAUAAAUUCCCCCUGGAGGACAACAAGAUCCCUUGCCUUUGUGGAACAGAGAACUGCCGUGGGACACUGAACUAGUGGACGCAGUUCUCAUCCUCACUUGCCAAUGGCCAUCCAGACCGGCCACCCCUCCUGGUUUGUCCUCCCUCAGAGUGUACAAUGUACAAACCCCACCCCACCCCACCCCCCCACCCCGACUCUCCUCCGGACGGCCUUGCAGCCGUCUUCACAAUACCCGGGAAACAGAGACGCACACAAUUGCACUUUUGACGCACACUUCAUUCACUUGGCAGUUUCACAACCCAGUGUGUGCUGGUUUGUGUAACCUGGCAUUUGAAUAAUAAGAGGGGGCCUCUGCUUCAGCAUUAGCUCUUCUGUGGCAGUAUUGUUGGACUUGAUUGGGUAAUAUGUUCCAACCAAGUUGUCCCAUGCAGCCAGGCAUGAAAGGUCUUUCAAUUUCCAUGCCAAUAUCCGUUUGAAGGAAGAAAAUGAAAACUGAAAAAAAACAAAAAAAAACAAAAAACAAAACAAAGGUAUUUUAUGUCUACAUCAGCUCACGUAAUCUGCAGCCUGGGAUCACUCUUCCAGUGUCAAAUCCCUCCCUGUACCAACCCACCCCACAGAUCCGCACACAGACGCACAGGAAUAUCAGACAAAUUCAGGGUUUUUAAAAGCGCUUGUUAAGGGCGCACUUUUCAGAUGACAACCUUCAGUCAAUUUGGUCUUCAGUUAUGCAAGAUUUCCAAGUGUGAAGAUUGUUUUGGAGCUUUUUUUUUAAUUUUAUUUCAUAGUAUUAUAAUAAUAUUACUAUUGCUGUUAUUAACGGUAUUGUUAUUUAGUUGCAUUAGCUGUAAGUAUCUUACAGUGAAAUGAGUUUCAGUGUACCCACCCACUGUCCUCAGUGGCUUGUGAUUCACCAGCCCUAUAAAACUGUUGUUUCCCUUCACUGUGCGUUACUUGAUACCUGAUUUGCCACAACCAUCUGUCUGGAUUAGAGUAAAGUCCUUUGAGCUACUGUUUUUAACCCAACGUGAAAUUAUAUAUGUCAGUUAAGUUCUGGCUAAAAAUGCGUUAUUUUUACAUGGCUGCUGAAUUUUGUCUGCAGGAUCAGCACAACAGAAAUUGGCCUGUAUUUUGUUUUUUUUUCCUUUGGGGUUUUGUGGCUAUUUUUCGUCUUUGAGCUAACAAAGUCAACAAAAGGUCUUGCGAGUAGGACUCAUUGAGAGAUUGUUUGAUAGGAUCUGUUUCUUUCCGUCUGUUUGUCUGUAUUUAGUUGUUCCUUCCGCAGUAUCCUUAUGUUUUGUUUACCCGCCAGAUUCAGAUUCCUAUUUUAAUAGGGUGAAAACAUUUUCUGCGAGUUCUUCUUUCUUCAGCCAUUAAUGCAAAGAUGAUCACCAAACUCCUGCAGGUCCUGGUAUAAAAUGUCUGGUCACUGUUUAACUAAGUCACUGUGUGUGCUACAGAUGUUUUUAAAAGGCACAUUUAUUUCAUAAGGUCAGCUCUCUUUAAAGGUUUAGUUUCCCUUUUCCUUUCCAGUAUGCAUUAGUAUGUGUUCAUUUGAGAGUGUGUUCACCCCAAAACAUCCCUCCCUGCAAAAUGUAUGAGCUUAAGGCAAACAAAUGUCCUGCUUACUAUCUGUUUGCAGUGUAGAUGGGUGGAAGGUAUAAACUGUGUGCCUGUUAGAUAAAGCCUGAGUAGGUUUGCGAUACGCUGCACACAGACGGAUGUCUUUGGCCCUUGUGUUGUCUCUGUUUUUCAUAUGGCUAUGGCCGUCCAAAGUUUAACUUUCAUUUUGAACUUUUAACUAGCAGACGACUCUUUUUAUUUCGUUCCCUCCCAAACAGGAAAAUGUGUAAGAUAUUUCUUGUUGUAAUGAAAGCCUUUCAGUACAAACCAACCCUCUUUACUACAGGAUAAAAAUAUGAAAGGAAAAAAAAAAAAUCAAAGAAGUACA